AUGGAGGACCCGCGGACCUACUACAGACUUCUGGAGGUUAUGCUAGAGGACAACCUGAACUUGCCAGGUAAUGGCAAACUGUACUCAAAAGUGAUAAGCUGGGUGCAGCGCAGCCUGUGGAAGAACGGAGAUCCCCUGGAGAAACUGAUGGAAGAGGUGCAAACGCUGUACUACUCCGCAGAUCACAAAUUGCAUGAUGGGAGCCUGUUUGAGGGGCAGGCAGAGGUCUACAGCUCUGAGGAUGACCACAUCCAGUUUGUGCAGAAGAAGCCUCCUCGAGAAAGAGACGAGAUGAGCUCAGGUGUCUCUGGCAGCCUCUCUCCCUCCAACAGCCAGUUCAACAAGCACGAAUGGAAGUAUAUUGCCUCAGAGAAGACCACCAACAACGCAUACCUGUGUCUGGCUGUUCUGAGAGGUGUGCUGUGUGUGAUCUCCCUGCAUGGCCGCACCAGUCCUCAUACUUCCCCAUCUGCUACGCCAUGUGUGCUGAAGAGCCUGAGCUUUGAGGCUCAACCAAUAGAUCUGCAGGAGAAGCUGUUGAAGCCCAUGCAUUAUGCUCGCUCAGGCCUGGGAACCGCUGAACUGGACGGCAAGCUCAUUAUUGCAGGUGGCUAUAACAGAGAAGAGUGCUUGAGGACUGUGGAGUGUUAUGACCCAAAGAAGGACUGCUGGACUUUCAUCGCCCCCAUGCGCACUCCACGGGCCCGCUUCCAGAUGGCUGUGCUAAUGGGUGAGCUGUUUGUGAUGGGUGGCUCCAAUGGUCACUCAGAUGAGCUGAGCUGUGGAGAGAUGUAUAACCCCAAGGCUGAUGAGUGGAUUCAAGUUCCUGAGCUCCGCACCAACCGUUGCAAUGCAGGUGUGUGCUCGUUGCAAAACAAGCUUUUUGUGGUGGGUGGAUCUGAUCCUUGUGGCCAAAAGGGCUUGAAGAAUUGUGACUCCUUUGACCCAGUGACAAAAAUGUGGACUAGCUGCGCACCCCUUAACAUCAGGAGGCACCAGGCGGCAGUGUGUGAGUUAAAUGGAUUUGUGUACGUGAUAGGUGGUGCUGAGUCCUGGAACUGCUUAAACUCAGUAGAGCGCUACAACCCAGCAAACAACACAUGGACCCUGGUGGUCCCCAUGAACGUGGCCCGUCGUGGAGCUGGUGUGGUUGUGUAUGAAGGGAAGCUGUUUGUGGUCGGAGGAUUUGAUGGCUCUCACGCGCUGCGCUGUGUGGAGGUCUAUGACCCAGCCAAGAACGAGUGGAGGAUGCUGGGAAGCAUGACAUCAGCACGGAGCAACGCAGGGCUGGCUGUGCUGAACGGUGUGCUCUGUGCAGUCGGGGGCUUCGAUGGCAAUGAGUUUCUCAACACCAUGGAGGCUUAUGACCCAGAGAACAAUGAGUGGAGCCUGUUUAUUGAGGCAUUAACUAAGAACUGAAGGGUAUCGGGAUCUCUCCUUUCCUCAGACUGACUAACAUUGUAAUGUGACUUGUGUUUUACUGAUGUUCAUCUGUUUAGGUGCUGAGGAGAGAAACUCUGAUAGAUGCUUAUAUGAAGUUGCCCAAAGCAACAUAAAGCCUUUGCAUAUUGCAUAAUUACUAUGUAAAUACUUGUUCUUUCUCUCUCUCUCUCCUUUUUUAUUUUUUAGUUUUGCUAUCAAAGCCAGUACCCAGAGUGAUAUUUGAAGCUGGUAUGGUUAAUGUCAUGAGAACAGGUUUAUUAGUUUGUGAACUGUGGCAGAGGUUCAUGGUGCAGUGCUUAUUCAUCAUGAAUGAUUUGACAUUGAUUUAAUGCCUUUCUUACUGAAGAUGAGAUAUAUGUAUAGCUGGAAAGUCUUAGACCACAGAAUACUUAAAAGCUCAUCUGAAAUGGAGCUCUAAUGCUUCAGUGGGAUUGUAUCUUUUGCUUUUUAAUAGCAUUUUUAUACAACUUAUGCAAGUGUCUAAUAUGUAAAUCUGACAAGCAUACAUUCCAUUUCUGAAUGAAUUUGUGUUUUUGCAUAGAUGCUUAUCUGUAUCUGCUUUAUGCUAAAAAAGCCAAUGAUGAAAAUGCCACUUUUAACACCAAUUAAUGUUUCAUCUCAUUCAUCUCUGUAUUCAAAACUGUUAGACCUGAUUUCUUGAUUUUUUUAUUUUUAUUUUUUGUUCAAAUGCAAAAAGGUGCAAAAAUUAAUAAACUAUUUCAAA
Sinocyclocheilus grahami is the source of this 2167-nucleotide messenger RNA. Its product is annotated as influenza virus NS1A-binding protein homolog B-like. Bases 1 to 1419 code for a protein of 472 amino acids. Gene Ontology annotation, molecular function: protein binding. The transcript is spliced from 10 exons. The record is from RefSeq and is a predicted model, not a curated record. NCBI's taxonomy places the organism in Eukaryota, Metazoa, Chordata, Actinopteri, Cypriniformes, Cyprinidae.